AUGGUUUGGCAGGAGAUGAUGGGCCUCGCCGCCCGCGCGGUGGUUGCCCGCGCUGAGGUCGACGGCUCUAUCCCAGACAUUACCGACCCUUGGCCAGCUAAGGAUAUUGCCUAUGUUGCUAUCAUUGGUGGUCUCAUGUUGGCUGCUCUGCUCGAGUGGUUCCUUUGGGUUGCCGCUUUCCUGUACUGCAUUGUCAAGGUCUUCCAAAAGGCAGAGACGAUCAGUGUUCGCAUCUUGUCCAUUUUCUUCGGUAUCCUCUUCUUCGCGCUCCGUGCCAUCUUCUUGCCAAUCAUGGUCGUUACCCUGCCUCUUCCCUCGCAAGUCACAAAGUACUUCCCCCAGGAGAUGGUGGAUUUCCUCCAGUGGUUCGCGUUUUGGUCUUUCGCCGGUCUGUUGACUGUUCCGUGGCUGUUCUGUGUUUACCAGCUUGUCACCCACUCCGUUGGUCGCAGCCGCAGGAUCAAAUCUGUUCUCGACGAGUCAUCCGCUCCCAAGGUCGUCAUUAUCAUGCCUUGCUACAAGGAAAUUCCCGAGAUUCUUCUCCGAACCUGCGACUCUCUGGUAGACUGUGAAUACCCACCUUCCUGUCUGCACAUCUUCCUCUCCUUCGACGGAGACCAGGAAGACGAGCUUUACCUGAACACCAUCGAGAAGCUCGGCGUCCCUCUUACGCUCGACACAUACCCCAAGUCUAUCGAUGUCAUCUACCGUAGCUGCCGCAUUACCAUCUCCCGCUUCCCCCACGGUGGUAAACGUCACUGCCAGAAGAGGACCUUCAAGCUCAUCGACAAGAUUUACUCCGAGUAUCUCAAGCGAAACGACAACUUGUUCGUGCUCUUCAUCGACUCCGACUGCAUCCUCGACAAGACUUGCAUUCAAAACUUCAUGUACGAGAUGGAACUCAAGCCUGGCAGCAAGAAGAACAUGUUGGCUCAGACUGGUGUUAUUACGUCUACAACUGAAAAGAACUCGCUCAUCACCCUUCUCCAAGAUAUGGAAUACGUCCACGGUCAAUUGUUCGAGCGUUCAGUCGAGUCCGGCUGUGGUGCCGUCACUUGCUUGCCCGGUGCUCUCACUAUGCUUCGAUUUUCUGCUUUCCGCAGAAUGGCCAAGUACUACUUCGCUGACAAGGCCGAGCAAUGCGACGAUCUCUUCGACUACGGCAAGUGCCAUCUGGGCGAGGACCGCUGGCUCACUCACUUGUUCAUGAUUGGUGCCAAAGAACGAUACCAGAUUCAGAUGAACACUGGAGCUUUCUGCAAAACCGAAGCUGUACAAACCUACCAAUCUCUGCUUAAGCAACGCCGCCGCUGGUUCUUGGGUUUUAUCACCAACGAAGUUUGCAUGUUGACUGACAUUCGUCUCUGGAAGCGCUACCCAAUUCUCCUCAUCGUCCGCUUCAUGCAGAACACCAUCCGAACGACUGCGCUGCUCUUCUUCAUCCUGUGUAUCUCUUUGAUCACUACCUCGCAAAAGGUUGCCAACCUUCCCGUUGGUUUCAUUGCCAUUUCUCUGGGUCUCAACUGGCUUCUCAUGCUCUACUUUGGUGCCAAGCUCGGCCGUUACAAGAUCAUGCUGUACCCCCUCAUGUUCAUCGUCAACCCUUUCUUCAACUGGGUCUACAUGGUCUACGGUAUCUUCACUGCCGGUCAACGAACAUGGGGUGGUCCUCGUGCCGACGCCGGUAGCGCUGACAACAAGACUACGCCCCAGGAGGCUAUCGAGGCCGCUGAGGCUACUGGCGAUGACCUGAACGUGGUUCCUGAGACCUUCAAGGCUGCUGCUGAAGCACACAAGCACCGCCCAGCUCCUAUCCCCCUCCAGCCUGGCGAGAACAUCGAGGGUCGCUUUGCUGCUGCGGAACGCCUACCCAACGGAUGGUACCAGCAGGGCAACGACUCUGGCCUUACGCUUCCCAACACAAUGCCCCGCAACCCCAACGUUCCUCACGUGCCUCUCCACCCUCGUUCCUCCAUGGACUCGUUUGCUUCGCAAGAAACUUCUGCCGCCAACUCCAUCUACAUGCCCCGCCGUGUCGAGAGUUUCAUGGACCCCGAGGAUGCGCGCAUCUACCACAAGACUCAACAAACACAAAAGCCUGCCGGUGGAGCCUUCUACGAGGAGCCACGGUCAGGACCAUAUGAAGUCGGUGCGGGUGCUAGUAAGGGCAUGUACAGCGAGUCGGUCGACUCCAUCGAUGACGACUCUGUGUACCAGUCCAAGGGCCCACAACGGCCUGCGCAGAUGCGUACCAACAGCGACCUUGCUCACGCCCCUGUCCGUACAUCGCCGCUAUCCAACCAGCAGACCGGUCUUGAGUCGCCCAAGCCUUCGUACAACAGGACAAACAGCAUGGAGCAGCGUCAGGGACGCAGUCCUCUUGCUCGCCAAUACGUCCACACUGCACCUGGUGACGGCAUUGAGCUCCAGGCCCCACAGCAAAGCAGCCUGAUGCGUGAUGUAUCACCUGCCCCGCUUGGUCAGCCCACGAUGCCAGCGUCAAACCACGGACGAAGCGAGUCAACCGACUCCAAGAAGAGGAAGCGUCUUAGCAAGCAGCAGCCCCGCAAGUAA
This is a messenger RNA of Alternaria postmessia, 2574 nucleotides long. RefSeq lists its product as uncharacterized. NCBI's taxonomy places the organism in Eukaryota, Fungi, Ascomycota, Dothideomycetes, Pleosporales, Pleosporaceae. The transcript has 3 exons. Gene Ontology annotation, cellular component: cell periphery; cell septum. The record is from RefSeq and is a predicted model, not a curated record. The coding region runs from base 1 to 2574 and encodes 857 amino acids. Gene Ontology annotation, molecular function: chitin synthase activity.